This is a messenger RNA of Oikopleura dioica, 552 nucleotides long. NCBI's taxonomy places the organism in Eukaryota, Metazoa, Chordata, Appendicularia, Copelata, Oikopleuridae. The record is from the annotation of a GenBank genome assembly.
AUGGAUCAGGAUGAAACGCUCUUUUGCACAUACUGCAGCAAAGAUGAAAGUCCCUUUCAAUGCGCAGCCUGCAAAUCAAGAUACUGCUCAAGAAAGUGUCAGGAGCUGAGCUGGCCUUCGCAUAGAAAAGUCUGCCAAAAGAUUGGAAAAUUCUCGCCCAACCACAAAUGCGACCACUGCGCGACUAUUCAUUUGAAAGUCCGUAAAAAGAAAACUGAAAUUCAAUGUUGUCCAAAAAUGGCGUGGGAAAGUCUUGAACACAAAAUUGCGAGGAUUACACGGACGGAGAAGAAAUCGAUGAAAGUUAUCCUCAAUGGCAAAGUUGUUACUGCCGAAAACUAUGUCGAAAUGCUCGAAAAGAAAAAAGGAGAGCAAUCAGAAGCAAAAGGAAUGGUCCUCGGAACAGAAACGCUUGAAAAAGGCGAUCUACGAGAAGAAGACAUAACUCAUUUGAUGGGAAUCACUGGAGUUAGUCGAAACGACGCCAUAAAAUCUCUUCAAGAAAACAGAUCUCCUGUCGACGCCCUGAUCAAUCUUACUGGCUCAAAAUAA